Messenger RNA from Caenorhabditis elegans, 324 nucleotides. It is a transcript of the gene F48C1.9, whose product is annotated as FIP (Fungus-Induced Protein) Related. Lineage: Eukaryota; Metazoa; Nematoda; Chromadorea; Rhabditida; Rhabditidae. The transcript is spliced from 2 exons. Bases 21 to 233 code for a protein of 70 amino acids. The record is from RefSeq and is marked reviewed.
AGAUCAGAUCUUCAACAAACAUGAGAGCUUCAAUUUCUACCUUUUUCCUAAUUCUUCUCGCUGUUGCUAUUACUUUCAAUGUAGCUCAAGCCCAAUUAAGUACAGCUGCAAAAGUCGGGCUUACAGCUCUUGGUGGAGCAGUGGUCGACAGAACAUUUUUCCGUCAACCGGCAAAUAACUACUAUUACAGUUAUCCUGGAUACAAUUAUUAUCAAGGAAAGAAGAGAAAGUAGACUAUUUGGACGAUUAUUUUGUUCACGAAAGAAUAUUAUCAAUAAAAAAUGUUCAAUUUAAUGUUUUUGUAAUAAAACAACGUGACACCCU